Peromyscus leucopus (white-footed mouse) is the source of this 2449-nucleotide messenger RNA. It is a transcript of the gene Nkx2-1, whose product is annotated as NK2 homeobox 1. Bases 1086 to 2213 code for a protein of 375 amino acids. Gene Ontology annotation, biological process: regulation of transcription by RNA polymerase II; cell differentiation. The record is from RefSeq and is a predicted model, not a curated record. Gene Ontology annotation, molecular function: RNA polymerase II cis-regulatory region sequence-specific DNA binding; DNA-binding transcription factor activity, RNA polymerase II-specific. NCBI's taxonomy places the organism in Eukaryota, Metazoa, Chordata, Mammalia, Rodentia, Cricetidae. The transcript has 2 exons. Gene Ontology annotation, cellular component: nucleus.
AGGAGCUUGGUGGGGGGGGUGGCGCGGGGAUCGGUGACAGCCUCCCGAAGGCAGUCGUUCCCUUACUCAGCUCCCCCUCCGCCCGCUGGGAUUCUCUCGGGGAAGGGGAAAGGGGGCGGGGAGCAGAGGUGUCCCUCUGACGGCGGCAGAAGAGGCAGACAGACUGACAGACACCCAGACCAACAGUGCAGCCCCAGGGUUCAUCCCCCCCACCAGACUCGCACACUCUUUUGGUGGUGACUGGGGCUCGGCGCCCGCCGCGAAGCCCGAUGUGGUCCGGAGGCGGUGGGAAGGCGCGGGGCUGGGAGGCCGCAGCGGGAGGGAGGAGCAGCCCCGGCAGGCUCAGGUGAAACCCCGCUCCCCGUACCUCAGCUCCCUCUCCCCAAAGACCAGCCCCCCGACCCCGGAACCCCGACCGAAUCGGACCGCGGUUCCACUUGGUAACUCCCCAAGUUGGUUGCAAAGCAGCAUUCACCUUCCUUCCUCCUUCUCCAUCCCUCCCCUUAGGUUACUCUCUACCCCACCUCUGGCCCUCCCGCUCUCGGCUCCCUCCUCCUUUCCCUCCCCCGCCUUUUCCUCGUGCGCCACAGGCACCCCACAAAAAUGGGGGUGGGGGUGUCCAAGGGAGGGGGGAAGUAAUGCUUUGGGUCUCUCUCUCUCUCUCUCUCUCUCUCUCUCUCUCUCUCUCUCUCUCUCUCUCUCUCCUUUCUCUCUUUGAGACGUAAAAAUCCUGACAAGUGAAGCUUAAAGGUGUUUACCUUGUCAUCAGCAUGUAAGCUAAUUAUCUCGGGCAAGAUGUAGGCUUCUAUUGUCUUGUUGCUUUAGCGCUUAUGCCCCGCCUCUGGUGGCUGCCUAAAACCUGGCGCCGGGCUAAAACAAACGCGAGGCAGCCCCCGAGCCUCCACUCAAGCCAAUUAAGGCGGACUCGGUCCACUCCGUUACGUGUACAUCCAACAAGAUCGGCGUUAAGGUAACACCAGAAUAUUUGGCAAAGGGAGAAAAAAAAAAAAGUAGCGAGGCUUCGCCUUCCCCCCUCUCCCUUUUUUUUUCCUCCUCUUCCUUCCUCCUCCAGCCGACGCCGAAUCAUGUCGAUGAGUCCAAAGCACACGACUCCGUUCUCAGUGUCUGACAUCUUGAGUCCCCUGGAGGAAAGCUACAAGAAAGUGGGCAUGGAGGGCGGCGGCCUCGGGGCUCCGCUAGCAGCGUACAGACAGGGCCAGGCGGCCCCGCCGGCCGCGGCCAUGCAACAGCACGCCGUGGGGCACCACGGCGCCGUCACCGCCGCCUACCACAUGACGGCGGCGGGGGUGCCCCAGCUUUCGCACUCCGCCGUGGGGGGCUACUGCAACGGCAACCUGGGCAACAUGAGCGAGCUGCCGCCUUACCAGGACACCAUGCGGAACAGCGCCUCGGGCCCCGGAUGGUACGGCGCCAACCCAGACCCGCGCUUCCCCGCCAUCUCCCGCUUCAUGGGCCCGGCGAGCGGCAUGAAUAUGAGCGGCAUGGGCGGCCUGGGCUCGCUGGGGGACGUGAGCAAGAACAUGGCCCCGCUGCCUAGUGCGCCCCGCCGGAAGCGCCGGGUGCUCUUCUCCCAGGCGCAGGUGUACGAGCUCGAGCGACGCUUCAAGCAGCAGAAGUACCUGUCGGCGCCCGAGCGCGAGCACCUGGCCAGCAUGAUCCACCUGACGCCCACGCAGGUCAAGAUCUGGUUCCAGAACCAUCGCUACAAGAUGAAGCGCCAGGCCAAGGACAAGGCGGCGCAGCAGCAACUGCAGCAGGACAGCGGCGGCGGCGGAGGAGGCGGCGGCGGCGGCGGGGGCGCCGGAUGCCCACAGCAGCAGCAAGCUCAGCAGCAGUCGCCGCGCCGGGUGGCCGUGCCGGUCCUGGUGAAAGACGGCAAACCGUGCCAGGCGGGCGCCCAGGCGCCGGGCGCCGCCAGCCUCCAAGGCCACGCGCAGCAGCAAGCUCAGCAGCAGGCGCAGGCGGCGCAGGCGGCUGCCGCGGCCAUCUCGGUGGGCAGCGGUGGCGCGGGGCUAGGCGCGCACCCAGGCCACCAGCCGGGCAGCGCGGGCCAGUCCCCGGACCUGGCGCACCACGCAGCAAGCCCGGCAGCGCUGCAGGGCCAGGUCUCCAGCCUAUCCCAUCUGAACUCCUCGGGCUCGGACUAUGGCGCCAUGUCCUGCUCUACCUUGCUUUACGGUCGGACCUGGUGAGACGUGGGACCCGGCCAGAGCCCCGCGCGGCCUCACCGCUUUCGCCUCUGCCCGCCCGCAAAGACCACCAUUCGCCCGCUGCUCCACGCGCUUCGACUUUUCUUAAGAACCUGUUUGUGUUUAGACCAAGGAAAAAGUACACAAAGACCAAACUGCUGGACGCCUUCUUCUUCUUCUUCUUCUUCUUCUUCUUCUUCUUCUUCUUCUUCUUCUUCUUCUUCUUCUUCUUCUUCUUC